AUGGCACCAACCAAGGAUGUUAAACCUCCCUCAUUCUUCGUCUCCCUCCCCGUCGAGUCCCUCAACUCCUCCACCGACUUCUACAAAUCUCUAAAUUUCACACCUCUACCCGACUUUUCCGACGACAACACCGCCGCCUUCCGCUUCCCCUACUCUGCAAACUCCAACAUCUGCCUCAUGCUACACGCCCCGUCCCGUUUCCAAGAGUUCGUCCGCAAGGGCUCAGAGAUUGCACAGCCGAAGAAAGCAACAGGCGCGAUAUUCACCCUUGGAGUGGGCAGCAGGGAAACCGUAGACGGACUGCUGGAUAAGGCGCAAAAGGCGGGCGGCAAGAAGGAUCCGUUCAAGAUGAAGGAAUAUGGGAAAUCACUAGGAAUAUAUACGAGGAGUUUCGAGGACUUGGACGGACACAUCUGGGAAGCGACAACAAUGCUGGACGAGAAAGAAAAGGUUGAAGCAUGA
Molecule: messenger RNA, 462 nt
Organism: Trichoderma reesei QM6a
Lineage: Eukaryota; Fungi; Ascomycota; Sordariomycetes; Hypocreales; Hypocreaceae
Exons: 1
Coding region: 1-462 (153 amino acids)
Source: RefSeq, a predicted model, not a curated record